CCCUCUAUGAAAAAAACCCCAGUCGUGCCUUAUCCUUCCUUAUCAUUCCCCCUUCAUGGCCUUAUGGACGUAUGAAAAACCAUUUUACUUUGGAAAAAACCUAAAUUGAAAUAAAUCUUGUGAAUACUUAAAAGUAUAUUUUCUUUGAAUUAAAAAUGAAUGUACCUCCUCCGAAACCUCCAAAACCAGGGCAAGUGAAAGUCGUUAAAGCAUUAUACGCCUAUACGGCACAGCAUCCUGAUGAACUGUCAUUUGAAGAAGGAGAGUUGUUAUAUGUCAUGGAAUCCUCCUCAGACCCUAACUGGCUAAAGGCUAAGUGUGGUACCUGUACUGGAUUAAUUCCCUGCAAUUAUGUUGAAGAAAAUGCUGAGUUGAUAACAAUGCCCCUUCAUGAUGCAUGUCGGCGUGGGAAUGUCUUAUUUUUAGAAGAGGCAAUUCUCAAUGGAGUGUCUGUGAAUCAACUCGAUAAAGCAGGUAAUACAGCCUUGUUCUGGGCAGCCCAUGGAGGACAUAUUUCUUGCAUGCAACUAUUACUGCAAUCAGAAAAAAUUGAUUUAAAUGCUCAAAAUAAAUUAGGAGACACUGCACUUCAUGCUGCUGCUUGGAAAGGUAGAAUUGAAGCUGUUAGUUUGCUACUUUCAAGUGGAGCAAAAACAAACAUUUUAAAUUGUGAAGGGAACAAAGCCUUAGCUCUUUCCAGGGAUCCUGAGAUUAUCAAUAUGAUAGCCAAGCAUGAUGAUAGCCUUAUAUCAAACAAUGUUAGUGAAUACUUUGGUAAUGCUGAGGAAUUGGAUUCUGACUGAUAAAUUAUUAUGUCUUAAUGGAAUCAGUUCUUUCUUGAAAAGCAGGCUGAAGUUAACAAACUAAAUUUUCAUGAAAUAUCUUUUACAUUUACUUCUUUCAAUGUGUGCUGUAUUUUCAAAUUGAUUUGUUUAUUUUUUAUUCACAUAUAGGAAUGUUAUUUGUUUUACAACUUGUAAAAUGUUCAUAUUGUUGUGAAUCAUUGUUUUUAGUUUCGGUGAUAAAUACAUUCAGUAAAAAAUAAAA
This is a messenger RNA of Daphnia pulex (common water flea), 1047 nucleotides long. RefSeq names its product osteoclast-stimulating factor 1-like. The record is from RefSeq and is a predicted model, not a curated record. Gene Ontology annotation, molecular function: protein binding. Bases 156 to 803 code for a protein of 215 amino acids. Lineage: Eukaryota; Metazoa; Arthropoda; Branchiopoda; Diplostraca; Daphniidae. Gene Ontology annotation, biological process: signal transduction. The transcript is spliced from 6 exons.